AUGGAUACCAUCACGGGUAGCUUUGCCUUAUUUCGCCUUCGCUCAAACGCUGGGGGCGGACAAGACCUCCCGGCACUGUUGCUGUUUGUGGUCACUUUUCAUCUCGCACGUACGAUCUACUGCGUAGUCCCCGAAGUUACACGCGGCGAGCAAGGACGGCAGUCUCAUCUGAAGCCAGGGUCCACCCGUGCUCUCGGUCGACGGUCGAGUAAUCCUGUAUUCUCUAGAAGUGCCGAGAGAUACUUUGAUGUUUUCUUCGGUUUUUCCCGCCGUUGCUAUGCAUCGCAGAGAAGAGGGGGUGGUGCGAUAUGGGACGACGCCACGAGGAACCACCUCAUAAAGAAGCAAAGUCCGACAACGCCGGUAUCUCAAAGGCGUUUGUUGGACACUAGUAAAAACUCCUCGUUUGUUACCCUGUCACAAGCCAUUGUGCUUCGUCCCUACUGCAAGGAGAGAUCCCCGAUGUUACCAUCAAGGCGCCCACUUGCCAGUCUAUCCCAUCACACUUCACCAAACCGCUAUCAUAUUCUGCAACGUUUAGCACGGCGCCAAAAACAACCCAGCCAAGUGGCCGGCCACUCUUUCUUUGGUUCAAGGACCGCGGAAAAGUUGGGGCGGUAUAGAGCGCUCGAGCGGAGUGAGACACCUGCAAGGCCGGGGCGUUUGCAAAGUUGA
Molecule: messenger RNA, 675 nt
Organism: Colletotrichum abscissum
Lineage: Eukaryota; Fungi; Ascomycota; Sordariomycetes; Glomerellales; Glomerellaceae
Exons: 1
Coding region: 1-675 (224 amino acids)
Source: RefSeq, a predicted model, not a curated record